UUCCCAAAUCCCCCCUCACACAUCAACAUAUUUCCUAGAACCACCCUCAUUCACAGAACUGGCCCUCAACGCAGCCUGUCCCUUCUCUCGUUGUCCUCCAAUACUCAGGCAAAUUCCCGACAAUGGUUGUUCUGGCAGCCUCGAUUUGUACGAGGGGAGGUAAGGCACUACUCUCGCGGCAGUUCGUUGAGAUCCAAAAAUCCAGGGUCGAGGCUCUACUGGCCUCCUUUCCCAAACUCGCCGACUCUUCCACACAGCACACGACCGUCGAGAGCGAGAAUGUUCGAUUUGUCUAUCAACCUCUCGAUGAGCUCUACCUCGUCCUCAUCACAAACAAGCAAUCCAACAUCCUCCAAGACAUAGACAGCCUGCACCUUUUUGGCCAGGUGGUCACCUCCAUCUGUAAGAAGGCCGAUGAGCGAGAGAUUCUGCGACAUGCAUUUGACCUCUUAUCGGCGUUUGACGAACUGGUCACCAUGGGCUAUCGAGAGAAUCUUUCUCUUUCCCAGAUCAAGACAUUUCUCGAGAUGGAAUCUCACGAGGAGCGCAUCCAAGAAAUCAUCGCGCGAAACAAGGAACUCGAGGCUUCGGAAGAACGCAAGCGCAAGGCCAAACAACUUGAACUACAGAGGAAAGAGGCUUCCAAGGCGGCUGCAUACCAACGGGGCAUGGCUCCCAAGAUUCCUCAACAACCUACAUACACGCCUCCAACACGACCCGAAUCUUACGACAGUUAUGAAGCCGAAAAGAACAAGACGGCCAGCAAGUUUGCCGCAUCUCGUCCCACAAAGGGCAUGCAAUUGAACAAGAAAUCAAAAACAUCCAAUGCAUUCGCCAAGGUGCAACAAGAUCUUGGUCCCGAGGAACUCGAACCACCCCCUGCAGCCUCUCCUCAGACCACAUUGCCCGACCGCACCGUCUCCUCAUCUCAUGCCCAUCACGAAUCUAGCUUGUCAAGUGCCUCGCCCAUUACGAUCGCCGUCAACGAAACCCUGUCAGCCAAGCUCUCUCGUGAGGGCACACUGAAGAGCUUUGAGGUCAAGGGAGAUCUACAGGUCAAGAUCACAGACCCAGCGCUCACAAAACUCUCUCUAUCGGUGCAGGCGGUCGAAGGACCUCUCAAAGCCCAGUUCCGAACUCACCCAAAUGUGGACCGAAACCUCUUCACAUCAGACAAGGUCGUUCAGCUCAAAGACACGACCAAGCGAUUCCCAACCAACAAUUCUAUUGGGGUCCUUCGUUGGCGUGCCACCGCCCCAGCCGACAGCAAUGACGUCUUACCCAUCACGUUCACGGCGUGGGUGAACAAGUCGGACGACAGCUACACCAUCACCAUCGAGUACGAGCUGCUGAACCCAGAUGCCCACACUCUCAACAACGUGGUGGUGACGAUUCCGUAUUCGUCGGCCGAGCCGGCGGUGUCAUCGUUUGACGCCAUUUAUCAGGUCACGGGAGACAGUCUGGAAUGGACAAUUGGCAGCGUCGAUGUGAGCAACCCGAGCGGAGCGUUUGAGUUUGAGGCCCAGACGGACGACGACAGUGAAUUCUUCCCCAUGACGGUCAGCUUCGAGUUGGACAAGCCGUACAUUCAAGUGGAUGUGCUGGACGCCAAGCUGCUCGAGAUUGAGGAGAAUGUGGAUUUCGAAAAGGUGGUCAAAGCCACCACGGAUGGCUUUGUCAUUGAGUAGUCGAAAUGUCCAGGUACGAUGAAAUAAUGCUACAGCGGAUGGAUGGUUCAAUUAGAAAGGCUUCAAAUACAAUGCGAUGCAUGUAUGCAUGAUGUGUCUCAAUUAUCCCUUUUUUUCCUUUCCUUGGGACUUGAUAUGGACCAUGGUGUUGGUCUUCUGACCAAAGCGACCACAUUCUGUAGGUGUUUUGGAGGGUAUUUGCCAUUGCUCGUCCC
Exophiala mesophila is the source of this 1903-nucleotide messenger RNA. RefSeq lists its product as uncharacterized. The coding region runs from base 123 to 1688 and encodes 521 amino acids. NCBI's taxonomy places the organism in Eukaryota, Fungi, Ascomycota, Eurotiomycetes, Chaetothyriales, Herpotrichiellaceae. The transcript has a single exon. Gene Ontology annotation, cellular component: COPI vesicle coat; cytosol. The record is from RefSeq and is a predicted model, not a curated record. Gene Ontology annotation, biological process: Golgi localization; endoplasmic reticulum to Golgi vesicle-mediated transport; retrograde vesicle-mediated transport, Golgi to endoplasmic reticulum.